Molecule: messenger RNA, 1644 nt
Organism: Sinocyclocheilus rhinocerous
Lineage: Eukaryota; Metazoa; Chordata; Actinopteri; Cypriniformes; Cyprinidae
Product: chondroitin sulfate N-acetylgalactosaminyltransferase 2-like
Exons: 6
Coding region: 267-1202 (311 amino acids)
Cellular component (GO): Golgi cisterna membrane
Molecular function (GO): glucuronosyl-N-acetylgalactosaminyl-proteoglycan 4-beta-N-acetylgalactosaminyltransferase activity
Source: RefSeq, a predicted model, not a curated record
GUUAUUUCUCUUAGAAGAGGACUAUUGUGCAAGCAGGAUGACAGGUCGUCGAAGGUAUAUUCACACAUCUCUGAGGAAUCUGAGCAUGUUCAGUGUGCUGUAGAGUGAGAGGAGCAUGAUUACAAGAGAAAUGUGACACUACCGCGCUCCCUCCGCUUCACUUGGGAAUGGAUUAAUGUGAAAGACUUAAUCCUUCCUAAAGGUUACAUCUUGUCAGGGUGGGAAUGCAAAACGGUGGCUGGUAAAGAGCACCCUGCCUCUCAGAUAUGCCCAGGCGGGGGCUUCCUCUGCAGGGGCGGGUGCGCUGGCUUGUCCUGGGGAUAUUUUUGCUUUUGGUACUGCUGCUGUUUGCUUACCUCCUGGAGUGCACACCGCCUGCGGAUGUAAGCCAGGUGCUGCCUGGCCUGGGAGGAGAUCCGUAUAGAAAGGAGUAUUACCUGGCCCUCCUGGAGGUUUGUAUACAGCAGGACAAGCGGGUGCAUCUCACAGUGGUGUAUUUUGGGCAGACGGGCUUGCAGGAGGUGAAGGCGUCUCUGAGGAAAAUGUCCAGUGAGGAAAACUUCAGUAACUACACUCUGAUCCCUGUGGAUGAGGAGUUUUCGCGUGGCCGUGGUCUGGACAUUGGAGCUCACACGUGGGAGAAGGGGGAUGAUGUGUUGAUGUUCUUCUGUGACGUUGACAUCUACUUCACACUGGAAUUUCUUAGCACCUGUCGUCUCAAUACAGCUCCAGGAAAACGAGUUUUCUACCCGGUGGUUUUCAGUUUGUACAAUCCAUCUAUAGUUUAUGGAAAUCUUGAGUUUCCGCCCCCCAUUGAGAAUCUGCUGAUUCAUAAAAAAGAUGGCGGAUUCUGGAGGGAUUUUGGAUUUGGCAUGACUUGUCAGUAUCGCUCUGACUUCCUCAGCAUUGGAGGAUUUGAUCUGGAAGUGAAAGGCUGGGGUGUAGAAGAUGUGCACUUGUACAGGAAGUAUCUACGGAGUGAUCAGAUUGUGAUCCGCACGCCUGUAUCAGGCCUCUUCCACCUGUGGCAUGAGAAGCUGUGCGCAGAUGAACUGACCCCAGAACAGUACCGCAUGUGCAUCCAGUCCAAGGCCAUGAAUGAGGCGUCACAUUCUCACCUGGGCAUGCUGGUGUUCAGGGAGGAGAUCGAGACUCACCUUCGAAAGCAGGCCUACAAAACCCAGAGCAGACCAGCAGAAUGAAUUGACUACAGAAUCAACAAUACAGAGCACAACUUUGUUGACAUGGCAAUGAAGAAAUGGGUCAAACGGACAUUUUUGGUAUUAUUUGAACUAAGUCCACUCUAAAUAAUAAUCUAUGGAUUACUGAAGACCUUAUGACAGCAAAAAAAAAAAAGACUUAAGUGUGGUGGAAGGAUGGUACUGAUAGGUACUACGUAAACUGUUUACAUCAUUGAGAAUUUAAUUUCUCUGAGAGUUCUGGAAUAGUCUGCUUUAAUGCCAAUUUAAAUUGUAGGUGUUCUACACUAGAAGGACUUAUUUACUACAUGUGAAUAAUGACCAGUCCCAUUAGGGAAAUGAGUUAAUGAAGAUGAGCUGAAAUGCAGAGAAAUUGUUAGGGCCUCAUUCAUGAAAGAGUUUGUACAAACUAUUCAUAAAUGUAUGCAAAAGGGGCAAUCAUCUA